Molecule: messenger RNA, 975 nt
Organism: Eremomyces bilateralis CBS 781.70
Lineage: Eukaryota; Fungi; Ascomycota; Dothideomycetes; Eremomycetales; Eremomycetaceae
Product: HAD-superfamily hydrolase
Exons: 2
Coding region: 126-878 (250 amino acids)
Molecular function (GO): hydrolase activity
Source: RefSeq, a predicted model, not a curated record
CUCAAUUGCCUUGCUUCCAACUCAUCAACAUCAACAUCAACGCUACCCCACCAUCAUCGACAUCUCCACCUCUCUAGCUCGACCAACCCAUAAAUCUUCUAGUGAAACUACGAACAUCCGCCAAAAUGCCUAAGAUCACCACCGUCCUCUUCGACUGCGACAACACCCUCGUCCUCUCCGAGGUUCUCGCCUUCGAAGCAUGCGCCGACCUCGCCAACGAGAUCCUCGAGAAGAAAGGCAACCCUAAGCGUUACACUGGCCCGGAGCUCCUCAAGGACUUUGUCGGCCAGAACUUCCGCGGCAUGAUGGUCGGCCUGAUGGGCAAGUUUGACAUCACCCUCACCGACGCCGAACUGGACGAGUACGUCGAGAAGGAGCUGCAAGCCGUCGUCAAGAAGCUCGAGGCCAAGGCCGAGCCCUGCAUUGGCGCCAUGGACGAGGUUGACGCCCUGCACAAGGAAGGGAAGUACAAGAUGGCCGUCGUCAGCUCCAGCGCCCUCAGCCGCGUCAAGGCCUCCCUCGACAAGGUCGGCAUGGACAAGUUCUUCCGCCCCGACUGGGUCUACAGUGCCGCUACCUCACUCGAGAAGCCUACCUCCAAGCCCAACCCGGCCGUCUACCUGUUCGCCUGCAAGCAGAUCGGCGUCAACCCGGGGGAGUGCGUCGCUAUUGAGGACAGCAAGAGCGGCGCCACCGCGGCGAAGAAUGCGGGGAUUCCACUGAUUGGGUAUGUUGGGCCGUACGAGGACGAUGAGAUUGAGGAGAAGACGAAGAUGCUGAAGGAGGAGUGCGGCGCUAUCGUCGUGAUGAAGCACUGGAGCGAGUUCCGCGACUGCCUCAAGAAGGUCGAGGAGGCGCCGGCGGUGUCUUCCGUGUGAGGGAUUCCGUUCCUCAUCAAUCAGGCGGAUCAGACGGAGGUUUGAACAGCCAUGUGUGACGAUGCUCAAGGAGGAAUGAACAGCAAUUGCAAACUUC